AUGACUCUCAAUAUAGAAAAGAAUGUCGAUCUUUCAGGACAACGGGUAGAAUUAGCAGAUCUUGAGCCGUGGCAACUACUACCGUACACUCGAGAUCUUGUAACUUACGAGGGAUCCAUGACGGCUCCGGGAUGUCAUGAAACCGUAACAUGGAUCAUCCUUAAUCAGCCUAUUCACAUUACCAAAGAUCAU
Molecule: messenger RNA, 192 nt
Organism: Cooperia oncophora
Lineage: Eukaryota; Metazoa; Nematoda; Chromadorea; Rhabditida; Trichostrongylidae
Source: the annotation of a GenBank genome assembly